AAAAACUGUAGUCUUCAGCUUUUCGUAACCUUUUGAAAAUUAAAAAAAUACACCGUAUUGGUUCGUCCGAAAUUAUACCUUUUUUUUCUGCUUUGUUUUUCUCGUAACAAAACAAUCGAUCCCACUCUUCGAUUUAUUAAUUUCUAGGUCGUAAUUUUGGGUUUUGAGAAGUUUUCUGUUGGCAAAAAUUGGGCGUAAUCUAGGGUUCGGAGAUUAUUAGGGUUCAUCAAAUGCUGGUGGGUUUUAAGGUCUCAAGUAAAUGGCGGAUCCACUAGGGAUCCGCUAUAUCUCUUUUGCUCUCCUGCUUCAAUACACAGCUAAAAGUCUCAACCUUUGGGAUUUGUUAGUGUUGAAUUCCUUUGAGUAUUACAGUUAGUUACGGAAAAGCAAUGCUUAGCGUUAUACGGGUGCAUCUACCGUCGGAGAUACCUAUUGUUGGCUGCGAACUUACGCCUUACGUGCUUCUCCGGCGGCCGGAUAAGACCGCCACCACCGAUGAUGUGCCUGAGUCAGCCCCGCUUGAAGGUCACUUCUUAAAAUACAGAUGGUAUCGGGUACAGAGCGAUAAGAAAGUAGCGAUUUGUAGUGUGCAUCCAUCCGAGGCAGCCACAUUGCAAUGUCUAGGCUGUCUAAAGUCAAAGGUUCCUGUCAACAAAAGCUACCACUGCUCAACAAAGUGCUUUACAGAUGCGUGGCAGCAUCACCGUGUCUUGCACGAGCGUGCAGCCAGUGCUGCUGCUGAAGGAAACGAUGAAGAAGAGUUGCUACGUUUAAAUAGUACAGGCUCAGGCUCUGGCCUUCUCAGCACCAGUGGUAGUUUAACAAAUGGAUCAUCGUCAAUUUAUCCCCCAGCCAUAACUCAAAAGACUGGCUCAGGAGGGGAAACACUUGUUGAGGUUGGACGCUCCAAGACAUACACACCAAUGGCCGAUGAUGUUGGCCAUGUUUUGAAGUUUGAGUGUGUAGUUGUCAAUGCCGAGACAAAACAGAAUGUGGGCCUUUCUUGUACCAUAUUGACUUCCCGUGUUAUUCCAGCUCCAUCACCUUCUCCGCGUCGGCUGAUCCCUGUUAGUGGAGCUGAUGUUGUCGGGCACCUAGAUUCCAAUGGCCGACCUUUUUCUAUGGGAUCAUUCACUGUGCUCUCCUAUAAUAUAUUGGCUGAUGCGUAUGCUAGUAGCGAUAUAUACAAUUAUUGCCCCACAUGGGCUCUUUCAUGGACAUACCGUAGACAGAAUUUAUUACGGGAAAUUGUUAAGUACCAUGCAGAUGUAGUAUGUCUACAGGAGGUACAAAAUGAUCAUUUUGAUGAGUUUUUCGCUCCUGAGCUGGAUAAGCAUGGAUACCAAGCUCUUUUUAAACGGAAAACAAAUGAGGUUUUUGUCGGUAAUACAAACGCGAUUGAUGGAUGUGCUACUUUUUUCAGAAGAGACAGGUUUUCUCAUGUUAAAAAAUACGAGGUUGAGUUCAAUAAGGCUGCCCAAUCUUUGACUGAGGCUCUGAUUCCUGUUGCCCAGAAGAAAAUUGCUUUGAAUCGAUUGGUUAAGGACAAUGUUGCAUUAAUAGUUGUCCUGGAAGCAAAAUUCGGUAAUCAGGCUUCUGACAUUCCUGGGAAGCGCCAGCUACUUUGUGUGGCUAACACGCAUGUAAACGUUCCUCAUGAACUGAAGGAUGUCAAGCUCUGGCAGGUUCACACAUUAUUGAAGGGGCUGGAGAAAAUAGCUGCCAGUGCAGAUAUUCCAAUGCUUGUGUGUGGAGAUUUCAAUACAGUACCAGCAAGUGCUCCUCAUUCACUUCUUGCUAUGGGGAAGGUCGAUCCAAUGCACCCAGAUUUGAUGGUUGAUCCUCUUGGAAUUUUGCGGCCUCACACCAAGCUAACUCACCAGCUGCCACUGGUUAGUGCUUACUCAUCCUUUGCAAGAAUGGGAGGUAGCCUUACUGCUGAGCAGCAAAGGAGAAGAAUGGAUCCUGCGUCAAAUGAACCGUUGUUUACCAACUGUACCAGGGACUUUAUAGGCACACUUGAUUACAUAUUUUACACUGCGGAUACGCUAGCAGUGGAGUCGUUAUUGGAACUGCUGGAUGAAGAGAGCUUGAGGAAGGACACGGCCCUUCCAUCUCCAGAAUGGUCUUCUGAUCACAUUGCACUUUUGGCUGAAUUCCGCUGCAUGCCAAAGACCAGACGCUGAUGCUGCAACUCACAGAUGAAAAGCAAAUAUUUUAUGGAGAUUCCAUAGCUGUAACUGGUACUUAAAAGACUGGUCCCGAUGGAUGUUUUUUCUUCUUAUAAUUGUUCCUCUUCGCCCGUAGAUUUUAUCUUCCAUGGCGUGUCAUUGUAACAAUGUAAACUUUAAUUUCUUCAAGAAAAUAGUGGCUUGAGUUUACAGUCACUUCACUUGA
Molecule: messenger RNA, 2397 nt
Organism: Eutrema salsugineum
Lineage: Eukaryota; Viridiplantae; Streptophyta; Magnoliopsida; Brassicales; Brassicaceae
Product: carbon catabolite repressor protein 4 homolog 1
Exons: 11
Coding region: 390-2186 (598 amino acids)
Biological process (GO): nuclear-transcribed mRNA poly(A) tail shortening
Cellular component (GO): nucleus; CCR4-NOT complex; cytoplasm
Molecular function (GO): poly(A)-specific ribonuclease activity
Source: RefSeq, a predicted model, not a curated record